Messenger RNA from Guillardia theta CCMP2712, 381 nucleotides. RefSeq lists its product as hypothetical. The transcript is spliced from 4 exons. The record is from RefSeq and is a predicted model, not a curated record. Lineage: Eukaryota; Cryptophyceae; Pyrenomonadales; Geminigeraceae. Bases 1 to 381 code for a protein of 126 amino acids.
AUGCACCUUGCCGUACUCAGAGCUCCUGGCUUCCAGCUUGAUGGCGGGAUGCACAGGAAGGCGUCGGAGUCGAGGAGAUCAGGGCAUGGCAUGAACAAGCAGGGCAUGGUCGCAGAGAGGCAGCGGAUGAGAUCCGACGGGGCUGCGAGGCCCAGGCCCGCGGUCCUGCGAUCCUACGAUCCCGCACCUGUCCACGACCAAAGUCCAGACGGAUCAGGGAAUGACGACCGGGAUGGAUCAACAGGCGCCGCAGGAAGGCGCUUUCUCCUGGCUGGUAGCACCAGCUUGGCCGGACCUGGAGUCACGGACGGAGAGGCUGGAGAUAGCUUCCCGUGCGGUGUAAGGCGUUCAGGAGGCGAACCGCAGAUCGAGCUGGUCUAG